Molecule: messenger RNA, 1620 nt
Organism: Phragmites australis (common reed)
Lineage: Eukaryota; Viridiplantae; Streptophyta; Magnoliopsida; Poales; Poaceae
Product: protein FAR-RED ELONGATED HYPOCOTYL 3-like
Exons: 4
Coding region: 1-1620 (539 amino acids)
Biological process (GO): regulation of DNA-templated transcription
Molecular function (GO): zinc ion binding
Source: RefSeq, a predicted model, not a curated record
AUGGAUCUAAACCAGCUGCCACCUGACUUUGACUAUGAUUUCAUCUCAAGACAUAUUGAAGAUGCAAUUGAGAGCAAUCCAAAAAAUUGCACUCAGCCUCCCCCUAUCCAGCAAGACUCCCCAAGCAUUUCUGAUAUAUUACUGGACAAGUUCUGCAUGAAGAGGGUGAGGUGUGGUCUACGCCGCAAGUCCCCUAUACUGCUAAUGGCUGAGUUCUAUGGCUCCAUUGAACUAGUACCGUACGUAGGCAAAGAUGUCAGUAACUUCCGGUCCACACUUCGUACCACUGAAAAGUAUAAAGACAUGCAAGAAACACUAGACUACUUUGAAGAGUUGAAAGUGCAAGAUGACCCUGAUUUCUUCUACAAGUUCAAGUUGGACAAUGAUUAUAAGAUUCAGAACCUAUUCUGGGUGGAUGGUUCAGCAAGGAAGGCGUAUGAGGCAUAUGGUAACUGUGUUUCAUUCGAUACGACAUACAUGACUAAUAUGUAUGACAUGCCCUUUGCCCCCUUCAUUGGAAUAAAUAGACAUGCUCAAUCGUUCCAGCUAGGAUGCGCAUUCCUAAGGGAUGAGAAGACAGAUAGCUUUGUUUGGCUUUUCAAAGCAUUCCUUGAAGCGAUGAAAGGCAAGGCUCCCCUUAAUAUAAUAACAGAUCAGGAUGGGGCUAUGAGGCUGGCAAUUGAGCUUGUCUUCCCUAAUACAAAUCAUCGAAACUGCCGGUGGCACAUAAUGGAUAAAGCUUCUAGAACAAUUGGUCCAUACCUUUCAUCUAAUCAAGAAUUGAAGGAUGAGUUUACAGACUGUAUUAACUACAGUUAUGAGAAAAUUCAGCAAAAGUACCUUAUUGCUCAGGAUGGUCAGGACUUUAGGACUGAUGAUAAUGAACGACACACAUGGUCAAAGUACCCUAUUGAGAAAUAUGCAUCAACUGUGUACACAAAAGGUAUUUUCUAUAAAUUCUCAAAGGAAUUUGAAAAGACUGCAGAAUAUGAUGUGCAGGAGCAUGAAGUGCCCUACCAAUACAAGCUAGUACCGAAUGACAAAUUUGUUAAAGACUAUGGGACUAGGUCAUAUAUUGUGACAGCAAUUGAAGAAGAAACAAGUUACUAUUGUGAGUGCAGCAAGUUUGAUAGGGAUGGGAUAAUUUGCUGCCACAUCAUGAAGAUUUUGAUCAAAUUUGGUGUGAAGACCCUGCCUGAGAGAUACAUAUUGAAAAGAUGGACACAACAAGCAAUUCUUGUUGACACAGAUAUGUCUGCUGAUGCAAACAUUUCUGUUGAUAUUGCGGCUAGUGGUAUGUCUUUGCAGAACAAGAGAACACUGAGAUUCAGCAACCUUGCUUCUGCACUUGCAAAAUUUGCACGUGAAGGUUCAAACUCAGAUGAUGCUCAUUCUAUUGUUACUAAGCACAUCGAAAUGAUGCAAUCUGAACUUGCAGAUCUAAAAAAGAGGAAGAGUAAGAGGAAGAAGACAACUGUUGUUCCUAGCAAUGACUUUUCUGUUGCAAAUGUAUCUCAGUCUCUUUCUAAUGCAACUACGACAACUUCACCUCCUGGUCAUGCCACUACAGCUACUAUGUCUACUCCUAACCCAAAUGUGCCUGCUCCUGCAGAUUUUUAA